AUGGGACUGGUGAAGGACAAAUCUGGGGAUGAUGCCAAAACCCAAGCUCUGGGUUCUGCUGUACCGACAGUCACCCCCACUGAGCCCUGUCCCUUCUCCCUUCCAGCCCAGACCCUCAGCUUCGCUGGUGCCCAGACCACCCAGCUCCUGGUGGAGCCCCCAUGGAGGCCGGCGGCGCUGUGGGACCGGGUGACACUGACCUGCCAGGGCUCGGGGACUGCCGGUGCCACCACCUGGUACAAGGACGGGCAGCGUUGGUGGCAGGAGGGACCUGACCGCCUCACUGUCACUGAGAAUGGCACUUACGAGUGUAACAGAACCGGCACUGGGCUCAGCCUCCCCAUGAGAGUCUUGGAUGACUGGCUGGUGCUGCAAGUGCCAGCAAGGCCACUGCUGGAGGGGGACAGGGUGACAGUGCGCUGCCGGGACCGGUGGAACAACCUGGUGACCUGGGUGUCCUUCUACCGUGAGGAGAAGCAGCUGGUGGAGCUCCGAAAUGGGACAGAGCUGACCCUGUUCCCUCUGCAGCCGCACCAUAGUGGGCGCUACCACUGCAGGGGCUGGCUGAAAGACAGGCAGUGGGUGGUGUCUUCACCGGUGACAGUGACAGUGCAUGCCCCCCUCCUGCACGUGUUCUACAAGGACAGGCAGGUGGUAGGGGGCCCGCAGGGGUCCCCACAGCUGCUGGUGCCCGCCGUGGGGAUCUCCCACUCAGGGAAUUACAGCUGCCAGGUGGGCUCCAAGGUGCCUGUGGCCAAUGCCACCAUCACCCCAUGUCCUCUGGCACAUGAGGUGCGUGCUGGUGACAACGUGACCCUGCGCUGCUCAGUGCAGGUGGGCUCAGCCCCUGUCACCUUCACCUGGCUGCACAACGGGCAGGAGGUGGCUCAGAGUCCCCUCUUGGAGCUCAGGGACAUCGAUGUAGGACAUUCAGGCACCUACCAGUGCGUGGCCACCAACCAGCUGGGACAGGACGGGCACCAUGUGUUCCAGGCACCCAGCCCCGAGCUUGUCCUGGAGGUGACACCGUGGGGACAAAGGGUCACAGGUGGGGUCACAUGGGGUCACCAGGGAGUACAGGACACCUGGGGUGAUGGGUGAUCCUGAUGUGUCCCCCUCUGUUUCUUGCAGUGGCUGCAGGGGUCGGUGGGGCCCUUUUGUUCCUGCUCGUGCUCGUGGGUGCCAUUGUGGCCUGGCAUUGGUGGCACCGUGUGGGUGGGUGACAAUGGGGGGAUGGGGGUCCCAGGGAGCU
This is a messenger RNA of Zonotrichia albicollis (white-throated sparrow), 1252 nucleotides long. Lineage: Eukaryota; Metazoa; Chordata; Aves; Passeriformes; Passerellidae. The record is from RefSeq and is a predicted model, not a curated record.